This is a messenger RNA of Penaeus monodon (black tiger shrimp), 3630 nucleotides long. Its product is annotated as autophagy-related protein 2 homolog A-like. The record is from RefSeq and is a predicted model, not a curated record. Gene Ontology annotation, cellular component: extrinsic component of membrane; phagophore assembly site. Gene Ontology annotation, molecular function: phosphatidylinositol-3-phosphate binding. Gene Ontology annotation, biological process: autophagosome assembly; reticulophagy; autophagy of mitochondrion. Lineage: Eukaryota; Metazoa; Arthropoda; Malacostraca; Decapoda; Penaeidae.
AAAUAGCAAAACAAAAGCAACGUAAAUAUGCAAACAGCUGGCAGUGUUUGCAUUACCCGUAGUUAUUUUCAGUAACUCGGCAUAUGGUACACAUUCAAUUAUUCAUUUUCAUGCAAUGUAUUAGAAGAUGAAAAUACCACAAGAAAAAUAAACGCACAUGCGUCCCAAAAUCAGUCGGGUAAAGCGGAAGGAGGUGGAGAAGCUUUGUCCGAGGUAGGUGAUCAAAACGCACAUACGCAGAAGCCUGUUAUUAACGUGAGGUUAUUAAUGUGAUGGUGCCCAGUCGUAGAUACAUUAUGUGCAGAAACCAUCUGUCAUGUCCUGUGCUCAAGGUAAUAAAAGAGCGAAGCUAAAAAUGAUUCCCGAAUCAGCUGAUUGAUCCGAGAAAUAGUAUUGGAACCCAGCUGGUGUUUGGCUUCGAAAGAUCCUUAAAUCCGGGUUACAAUUUCGUAACUGGGAAUCGGAUACGAAUUAUUAUUAUUAGCUUUAUCUUCAUGGUGCCAACUAUCUGGUGACGUAAUUGUAUAUUAUAGAACUAUGUGUAUGCAUUUUUUGUUGUUCUUCAAGAUAACGAAUGGAAUGUGAAUAAGGUGGUAUAAGUGGCGCCGUAACACAAGGCGUCUGUAACGGGGGUGUCCUGACGCAGCAGCAGCCUUGUUUACCUGCGACGUAGUUCAACAAAGGGAAUCUUACGCCAUGGAGAGUAGAAAAUAACCAAAAUGUUACGUUUGGGACUAGAGACUAUAUCUAAAAUGCCCUGGUACUUCCCUUGGUCGGAUGCCAUCAAGAAAAGGGCUAUAAGAUAUCUGUUACAAAGAUACGUAGGACAGUUCCUGGAAGAAAAGCUGUCUCUGGAUCAGCUGACAGUGGAUUUGUACAAUGGAACGGGGGCCAUAAAGGAGUUGACUCUGGAUGUGGCUGCCCUGAAUGAGGUUGCUGAUCAAUUAAAUCUUCCCGUAAAGUUUGUGGACGGUUAUAUUGGUGAAAUAUGUGUGUCUGUUCCAUGGCAUGCCCUCCUGUCGGAAAGUUGCUUUGUGGAAGUGUCUGGGCUUAUGGUGACCAUCGAGCCCAAACAAAGGUCUGAGGAUGUAUCCAUGGUAGAUUCCAUGAUCGAGUCUAUGAGCAUGACAACAUCCAUGCAAAUUGCUCAGGAGUGCCUUAAUCAUCAUGAAGAAGAAUGUGAAAUGGAGGACCCAGUAGGAAAAGAUUCUAGUCAGAUGAUUGAGGGCAUUGAACAUUUUGCACAGGCAAUAGAUACAGUACUUAACAGAAUUAAAGUCCGUUUCCUUGACAUAAUUAUCAGACUAGAACAUACACCAAAAGGUAGUCAGUCAGGAGUAUCCUUAGAAGUUCGGAUCAAGAAAGUGGACUAUUUUGAUGAGGCAGGGCUUGGUAAAGGCACUCCAACUUCAGAAUCAUGUAGAGCAGGAUAUGAGCAGCCUGCAUUUGCAUCUAAGAAAUUUCAUAUUGAAGGACUUACCAUGUACACUGAUGAAUUUCCAGCUAAGAGUAAAACAAUGACAAAGUCAGGAAUUGUAGUAUCAUCAGAUUCAAAUUCAUCACCAGAAUCUGGUGGUUCCAAGGUGUCAGGAGACUCUUAUAAGACAGCUGACACGUCUCCAACAGAAGGUAAGGAAUUUGAGUACAAUCAUGAGAAUCAUGAGAAAACUGUAAAGAAGCUCAUUACCAAUGCAAGCAUUCCAAUGGAGCCUAUUCUCUUUGCUAAACUAACUGGUUCCCAGGAAAUUAGCUUAAAACUUAAACAGGCAGAUGUAAUGGGCCCAAAAGUAGAUCUACGAAUGAACUGUGGAUCUCUUAUAAUGUUCCUCUCGCCUAGGCAAAUUCACCUACUAAUGGAGUUAUCAGAGGGCAUAGCAUCUCCAGAUAAACUUGACCUUGAUACACAAACUCCAGGUAUGUUGCGUACCAAACAGAAACCAAUGGAUCCACAUGAUUUCCGUAAAGUAGAGAGUGAGCUUCGGAAAGAACUUCGUUCAAAUACUGUUGCAAGUCAGGCUCUUAAUCUUCAUCAGGGUUGGUCUGUGACACCAUUAGAAGACAGUGAUGAUGAAUUUGUACCCAUGAGUAGUGGUCCAGGAAUUAUGAGAAAUAUGUCUAGUAGUCAGCUCUCAGGCUGCUCUGAUAUGGAAAGUUCUUUUGGCUCAAAUAUGUCAGGUAGCACUGUGAAGUCUGCAACUGUUGGAGCCUCAACAACACCCACCUUCCGCUACACAGGCGUGGGUGUCAUGAUGGGUGAUCAUGCAAUAGGGGGGUCUACUAAAAAGAAAAGUGAACAUGGUAGUAAACUCAUGGAUGAUCCCUCUGCGGUAGUGACUCAUUUCCGAGUCCAGGUUAGUAGCUUGGCAGCUGUUGUGCUUCAUGAGGAUAUCUUGACACCAUCACUAGACAACUCAAACAUGGUAUCAAAAGCCUCAGUUGCAGAAAUGCAGGCAAAGUCAGAAGACUUUUUUUCUGUACUUGGUGUGCAUGGAUUAUCAGGCUAUAGCUAUGGUGCAUUCCAUGAGGCCAAGCAAAAAUUUGCUGAUGCUUGUCAAAUUAAUCAUUUAAGAUUUAUGGCAGCUCCUUUAACAAUUGAAGGUAGUGAGAAGAGCCUUGCAAAUAGAUGGGAAAUGAGUGUGAAUAUGUCACUUGGUUGUGCUGAAAUUCUUGAGUGCCUUGUGGAUUCAUCAGUAUCUCCUGCAAAGAUAGAAUAUUCUGAACUGCUAACUUUCAAGGAAACUUUGAAAGAACCAACCACAGAGGCUAUUUAUGGAGGCACUGUGGAACCAAAGCUUAGAGUACAGAUCUCACAGUCCCAAAAUAUGACUGCCAUGGGAAGAACUAGGAGGAUGAGCACACCUAAGUUAGAUAUCAAAGUUAAUUUGGGUGACUGUGUAUCAGAGAUUGAUAUGUCUAUAGUAGAUCGCAUAUCUGCUCUAAUCAAUAGACAACAGGUUUGCACAAAGGCAACAGAAGAAGUGUUCUCUCCAGAACUACCCCCAAGUUAUAUAAAUAAUCAAGCUUGUUUCAAACAGACUUUAGAUGAUGCAACUCUUCACCCAGAGACACGUGUCCAUGUCAAAGUAUCUUCAUCAUCUCUGACAGUAAAACUUAGAUUUCCAAUACCUGAUUUACGGCCCACUUCCAAUAUGGAUAGGGUUCCUUGGUGGAAAAGAAAUGUCAGAAAAGAUAUACUGUCUUUAGUAUUGCAGGACUUUGAAUUUGUUACUACCAUAGAUCCACACAUGCCCUAUAGUUCCUAUGAAGUACGUAGUGGUGACAUCCAUGUGCUUUUCCAAGAAAGAGAAGAAGAUACACCAAUAUCCUUGGUGAGGGCAAGCUCAAGCAGAGGUUCAGAAAGAGGAUUUGAUCUCCCACGAGUUGUGAUAAUGGUGCAUCCAAUGCAGCCUUGGACAUCACUGGAAGAAGAAGCCCCAAGACAAGAAAAUAUCAUGGCAAAAUCUAUGAUGGGAUUUUUAGAGGAAGUUAGUGAGACAGAACCCAGUCCUUUCAGUCGAAGGAAAGUUGCCUCCCAGCAGCCUGGUGAUGGCCAGGCAGAAGAGCUUACCAUCCCUGCAGAAAAGGAGGAAGUUUUAGAGUUUAUGGAGAAUACUUUAAAGAAUGUGCAGC